Rhineura floridana is the source of this 9152-nucleotide messenger RNA. RefSeq names its product IgGFc-binding protein-like. The transcript is spliced from 21 exons. Bases 16 to 9012 code for a protein of 2998 amino acids. The record is from RefSeq and is a predicted model, not a curated record. Gene Ontology annotation, molecular function: protein binding. NCBI's taxonomy places the organism in Eukaryota, Metazoa, Chordata, Lepidosauria, Squamata, Rhineuridae.
UGCUCGUCGGCAGCCAUGGGGACAAGGAUGCUGCUGCCGAUUGUCGUGGGGCUGGCCCUGCUAGGUGGCCUCCAGGCCGUAAAGCCCACAGGCCGAGAAUUCAUCACCACCUUCCUGCAAAAUCACAAGUUGGACUACCCUGAAGCUCAGUUCCAGCUCUUCAUCUCCAGCUACUCACCCUCUACCACCAUCACCGUCUCAGUCUACAAAUCUAAAUUCCAGAGCAAAUUCUCCCUCCCCCAGGGCCAGACCAUGUCAGUGAAGAUACCAGCUUUUGCAGAGAUGGGCGGCACCACUAAAUUCUGCAACACCGUCUUGGUGACUGCUAACCAAGACAUCUCUGUGUUGGCCCUCAGCUCAAAGAAGAAUACAGCUGACACCACUGUGGUGUACCCGAUCCAUAAUCUAGGUGUGGAGUAUUACAUCUUCACACCUCCUGGGGAGUUGUCCAAGUCAUACAAGGAGUUCUCUGUCAUUGCAUGGCGGGAUCGCACUGCGGUGGAGAUCCACCUCAAGGGCAGUGUGAGAUUCCAGGAACGCAUCUAUCCAGCAGGCAGCAAGCUGAAUGUCAUCCUUUCUCCCUAUGAAGCCAUCCAGCUACAAAGCCGGCAAGAUCUUUCUGGCACUCUUGUUAAAUCGACACGACCGGUGGCGGUGCUGAGUGGGCAUACCUGUGCCAAUAUGAACACCAACUGUAACCAUGUUGUGGAGCAGCUCCUGCCAGUGUCUAGCUGGGGUCGGGCCUUCUUUCUCCUCCCGCUGUCCUUCCAGAUGAAGUAUGACCUUGCGUAUAUCAUUGCCUCCCAGACCACCACAGUCACCUGUGUCUCUGGUGGGAUCCAUACAAACUACAACCUUGUGGCUGGGCAGGAGCUUAAACUGAAAGUCACAAGUUCAGGCCCCAUCUACAUCACAGCCAAUGUUGGCAUCCAGGUCUUCUUCUUCAGCACUGGCGGUACCCAUUCUGGCCUGACUUUUGACCCUUUCUUCCUUACCAUCCCUGACGUGUUCAGAUACUGUACAUCCUACUCUCUUGGGGGCCAGGUGGGAUUUGAAAACUAUGUGUUCAUCAUCAUGAAGACUGCUGCUGUGGCUGGGAUCACCAUGGAUGGGCGCUCAUUGAGUGGUGCCUCUUGGAGACAGAUUCCAGGAACAGAAUACUCCUGGAGCGAGUACAGCCUGGGAAAGGGAGGAAGUACCCAUUCCAUGGCACAUCCCAGCAUCCCCUUUGGCUUGCUAAGUUUUGGUAUUGCCGAUAGGAAUGCCUAUGGUGCAGCGGCACUCUGCCAAAGCACCUCUCAACCUGCCCCUCAACCAUCCUGCAGUUCCACUCAGUGCCGGAAGAAGGAGACUUGCCAGAUCAUGAACGGCCAACCAGUGUGUUUGGCACAGUCAACUGCUACCUGCUGGUCACUAGGUGAUCCCCAUUACCAUACUUUUGACAAGCGGAAAUACAACUUCAUGGGCACCUGCACCUAUACCCUGGCCAAGACCUGCAGGUCAGACACGACCCUCCCAGCCUUCCACAUAACAGCCAAAAAUGAGAACCAAGGGAGGCAGAGUGUGUCCUUUGUUGGAUUGGUGAUGGUCCAGGUCUAUGGAUAUGAUAUAAGUGUGGCCAGAAAGGAGUAUGGCCUAGUCAGGGUUAAUAAUCAGCGCUCCCGGCUGCCUAUCUCCCUGCACGAAGGGAAAUUGUGGCUCUACCAGAGCGGGACCUCUGUCUCCAUUGAGACCGAUUUCUCACUGAGGAUUACCUAUGACUGGAACAACCGUCUCUUGGUGAAGAUUUCCAGCAGCUUCUCUGAGAACGUUUGCGGCUUGUGUGGUAACUACAACGGAGACCCUGCUGAUGACUUCCUGACCCCAAGUGGAUCCUUGGCCGCCAGCCCUGUGGAGUUUGGGCAGAGCUGGAAAGUGGAAGAUGGUGACAAGUUCUGCUGGAAUGAUUGUCAUGGAGAAUGCAAGAAGGUCACCUUGGAAGUGCUCAUCAAAUACAAAGUGGAACAUUUCUGUGGCUGGAUCAGCAAAAGGGAGGGCGGCCCAUUCAGCCAGUGCCACUCUGUCAUUGACCCUGAGAUCUUUGUGGAAAACUGUGCCUAUGAUCUCUACAUUUACGAAGGCCACCAAGAAAUUUUAUGCCAAGCACUGAAGAGCUAUGCUGAUGCCUGCCAGAGAGAAGGCGUGAUCCUUUCGGAUUGGAGGAAACUCACCGGUUGCUUUCUCUCCUGCCCUGAGAACAGCCAGUAUCAGAUCUGCGGCUCUGCAUGUCCUGCCACUUGCAACGACCAAGUGCUUCCUGCCAUCUGCUCUUCCUCGGGCUGUGUGGAAACUUGCCAGUGCAAUGAAGGCUUUGUGUUGGAGGCUGGGAAAUGCAUCCCAAAGGCAGCCUGCGGGUGUGUCUUUGAAGGGAAGCCCUUCUCCCCCGGCGAGCAGUUCUGGGGAGACCGCACAUGCACGAGGCGCUGUGUCUGUGACCCACAAAGCAAGCAAAUGAAAUGCCAGCCUGCCAGCUGCAAGGAUGGGGAGCAGUGCAAGGUGGUGAAUGGCAUUCAGAACUGCUACCCAACCAGCUAUGUCACCUGCUCCACCGCCGGUUACUCUCAUUACCACAGCUUUGAUGGCCAGAGUUUUAGCUUCCAGGGUACCUGUCUCUACACGUUUGCUGGACUCAGUCAGAAGCGGCAAGACUUGGUGGAUUUCCAGGUCUUGGUCCAGCACUCCCGCCACGGUGGCUGGUCCAUGUCCCUCAACAAGUUGGUCAAGGUCCAAGUCUAUGGCCUGGAGAUAACUCUCAGCUGGGCUUAUCGGGGAAAAGUCAUGGUGAAUGGCUUGCUGACCAACUUGCCCUACCGCGUGGGACUGGACCAAAUCCUCAUCUACCAAAUGGGAUGGGAUACUGUGAUCCAAACAGCUUUUGACCUCACCGUCAUCUUUGACUUCCAAAGCCGUCUCACCGUCACCGUGCCAAAAACCUAUGAAGGGGCCCUCGGUGGUCUCUGCAGCAACUUCAACAACAAGAGAGAUGACCUGACAUCCGGUGACUCUGGGUCAGCCUCAGUUUCGACAGCCCUGGGCCAGCGCUGGAAGGUGGCAGAGUCCCUGGGAUGUGGAGAAGUGAACCCCGGGGUCUGUCCAGGGUUGGAAAACGUUGCCCAGCAUCAACGAGGCAUCAGCACAGAAUGUGGACUUCUGGUGGACAAGAAGGGCCCAUUUAGGGAGUGCCAUGGCAGAAUUGACCCAGAGAUGUUUUUCCUGGACUGUGUAUAUGACUACUGUAUGUUUAAUGGUCAGAAAGCUGUGCUGAGACACAUCAUUGCUGCUUAUGCUGCAGCCUGUCAAACCUUACAGGUGACCAUAUAUAUCUGGAGGAUCCACAUAUUAUGGAAGCCGGUCUGUCCCCGAAACAGCCACUACGAGCUCUGUGCCAGGAGCUGUCAACAGACCUGCAGCAGCCUCUACUCCUCUCUGCCUUGCUCAGCACCCUGCAAAGAAGGAUGCGUCUGCAAUGAAGGCUUUGUGCUCAGUGGUGACCGUUGUGUCCCCAUGUCCCAGUGCGGCUGCGUCUACCAGGAGCAGUACUACUCCGCCGGGCAAAUCUUCUACCCAACCCACAAGUGCAAUGUUCAGUGCGUGUGCCAAGCUGGCGGAGCAGUCACCUGCAAGGAAUUCUCCUGCGGCCCUGACGAGGAAUGCAGGGUGGUGGAUGGCAUCCAGAAAUGCCAGCCAGUUGGCUCGGCCACUUGCUCUAUUUCUGGUGAUCCUCACUAUGUCUCCUUCGAUGGAGUCCACUUUAACUUCCAGGGCACCUGCACCUACAUCCUUGCGAAGACUGCCGUCGCAGGCGAGAAGAACCUGACUGCCUUUACAGUUGUUGAAGAGAAUGAGGCCUCAGAGAACGCAAAAGUCUCUGCCACAAAGAUGGUCUCUGUGGAUGUCUACGGCAUCACUCUUACCCUGAUGCAGAACAAGAAAGGACAGAUCAAGGUUAAUGGAGUGUUCCGGUCCCUCCCUGUUGCACUUUCUGAUGGACACCUCAGAGCCUAUCAGCAUGGCACUAAAGUCAUCAUACAAACUGACUUUGACCUCGUUGCGAGCUAUGACCUGGCUUACCGUGUGACGGUCACCGUCCCAGGCACUUACCGGGGCCAGAUGCGCGGCCUGUGCGGGAACUACAAUGGGAAGAAGGACGAUGAGCUUCUGCUCCCCGACGGCAGGACAACCUCUGACAUAGCUGCAUUUGGUGCUGCCUGGAAGGUUCCAGUUCCUGGGGCAGAUGGAUCUUGCUCAGACGGAUGCUCUGGGAACAAUUGCCCAGCUUGUGAAGAAAAGAAAAAGGAUAUUUUCAAGCAGCGCAACUACUGUGGGAUCCUCACUGCAUCUGACAGCCCCUUCAGUGCUUGCCACAGCAAGGUGGACCCCAAUGUGUACUUCAGCAACUGCAUCUAUGACCUGUGCCUGGGCAACGGGGACAGCCAGGCCUUGUGUCAGAGUAUCCAGAGCUAUGCAUCUGCUUGCCAAGAAGCCAGGAUCCCUAUCCAGCCCUGGAGGAGUCCAUCCUUCUGUCCUCUGAGCUGCCCUCCAGACAGCCACUACGAGUUCUGUGCUGAUCUCUGCUCCACUGACUGCGCUGGGAUCACUGACUCCAGAAUAUGCCCUGAGACUUGCACAGAGGGCUGCCAGUGCGAUGAUGGAUUCUACUUUGAUGGCCUCGGCUGUGUCACAGUGGAGAGCUGCGGAUGCUUUGACAAUGGAACUUAUUAUAAGCCCAAGGAAAAGGUCCUGCUAAAUGAAUGCCAGCAAAUCUGCAGCUGCAUCCCAGGCCAAGGAGUCACCUGCGAGUCACACAGUUGCACCAGUGACGAGACCUGCAAGGUCCAGGAUGGAGUCAUGAGCUGCAUCAAUAAAGACCCUUGCAAAGCCUUCAAGUGUCGUACCAAGGAGACGUGUAAGCUGGAGAACGGCAGAGCAACCUGUGUCCCAGAUUACAACGAGACCUGCUGGGGCUGGGGAGACCCUCACUACCACACUUUCGAUGGGAUGGACUUUGACUUCCAGGGCACCUGCACCUACACAAUUGCCAAGUAUUGUGGCAACGACACCACCUUGGUGCCCUUCUCUGUGGAUGAGAAGAAUGAUAAUCGGGGCAGCCAGACCAUGUCCUUUGUGAGACAGACCAACAUCAAUGUGUACGGGCACAGCAUCUCCAUCCAUAGGAAGGAAGUGGGCAAAAUCCGGUUGAACGGCAUCACCACGAGCCUGCCCAUAACUCUGGAGGAUGGGAAGUUGUGGCUUUUCCAGAGCGGCCUGAAUGCUGUGUUGCAAACUGACUUUGGCCUGGUAGUUACUUUCGAUUGGAGCAUGAUAGUGGAGAUCACCUUGCCCAGCAGUUACUACGGCACCAUCUGUGGCCUCUGUGGGAAUUUCAACCAAAACCCAGAUGACGACAUGUUGACUCCAGCAGGCAACAAGCCUGCUUCUGUGGUGGAGUGGGCUGGGAGCUGGAAAGUGAACGACCGUGACCCAUUCUGCUGGCACUUCUGCCAGGGGAACUGCCCGACAUGUGACGAGAGCCAACGACAGCUCUUUGAAAGUGAGGAAUUCUGUGGACUUCUCACCAAGCUGGAUGAGGGACCCUUCCAUGAAUGUCACAGCAAGUUAAACCCUGACAACUUUUUUGAUAGCUGCCUUUAUGACGUCUGCCUCAACGGUGGUGCCAAAAAGAUCCUGUGCCAAGCGUUGGAUGCUUAUGCUACCAAUUGCCGCAAGGAAGGUGUGAUCAUCCAUGACUGGAGAGCACAAAGCGGCUGUGCUCUGCCCUGCUCUGAGAACAGCCACUAUGAGGCCUGUGGAAACGCCUGCCCAGCCAGCUGCUCUGACCGCUCUGCUCCUUCGACUUGCGAUAAGCCAUGCGUGGAAACCUGCCAGUGUGACCAAGGCUACAUACUCAGUGCUGACAAAUGUGUCCCAGUGGGGAGCUGUGGCUGCACCCAUGAUGGUCUCUACUAUAAGCCAGAGGAGGAGUUCUGGGCUGACGUGAGCUGCAGGUCUCGCUGCAGGUGUGACCCAAGCCUGGGCAUGGUGGUGUGUCACCCAGCCAGCUGCAAGGCUAGUGAAAGGUGCAUGACAGUGGACGGGAUCCGGGGCUGUCAUCCCAUCGGUUAUGCCACUUGCACAGCAACUGGGGACCAUCACUACGCCACCUUUGAUGGGAAGAGAUAUGAUUUUGCCGGCACGUGCAUCUAUCAGCUGGUUGGGCUUUGCUCCCAGGACCCUACUCUCACCCCAUUCACCAUCAUGAUCCAGAACAGCCAAGGCAGUAAGACAAUGCCAUUCUCUUCUGUGGUUACAAUGGAAAUCUACAACAGAACCAUUAUAAUCUGCCAGGAGCACCCUCACACAAUCCAGGUGGAUGGAGUAUUUGUGGAUUUGCCCUUCUACCAUGAAGAUAAGAUAAAGGCCUACAUCAGCGGAGCCCAUGUCCUUAUAGUGACCAAGUUUGAUCUUACUGUAACCUUUGGCUGGAACAGACUCGUCCACGUCACUGUUCCCAACAGUUAUCUCAAGGCGGUUUGUGGCCUCUGUGGCAACUAUAACCAGAACUCUAAUGAUGAUCUGAUCAUGAAGGAUGGGAGCCUGGCAGCCAAUGUCAACCAGUUUGCAGAGAGCUGGAAGAUAGGUGAGAUCCCUGGUUGUGUGAAUGGAUGCGCCAGCAACUGCCCAGUGUGUGGAGAAACACAGAAACAAACCUACAAGGAGAGCCAGUACUGUGGGAUCCUCAUCAAAAAGGAUGGGCCAUUCAGGCAGUGCCAUGAAGCCAUCGACCCAACAGCCUACUUUGAUGAGUGUGUCAUUGAUGUCUGCCAGUACAAGGGCCACCAUGAUACUCUGUGCAGCGCCAUCAGUGCCUAUGUGACAGCCUGCCAAGCUCAAGGGAUCCAGAUUGGGCAGUGGCGAUCAGCCUCCUUCUGCAGCCCUUCCUGCCCCCGUAAUUCCCACUAUGAUCUCUGUGGCAAUGGAUGCCCUGUCACCUGCCAUGGCCUCUCAGCUCCUGAUGGGUGUAAGAUGUCCUGCAAAGAAGGCUGCUACUGCAAUGCUGGGUUCGUCCUGAGUGGAGAUCAGUGCGUUCCUAUCGGGGACUGUGGGUGUGUGUACCAAGGCAGGUACUACAAGAAGGGAGAUGAUUUCGUCCCCAACUCCUCCUGCCAUGACAGAUGCCGCUGUGGAGACAAUGGAGUCAUGGAGUGUCAGAAGGUCUCCUGUGGGGCUCAAGAGGAAUGCCGGGUGGAGAAUGGCAUCCAAGGCUGCCACUCCGUGGGCUGUGGCAAAUGCAGUGUGGCUGGAGGAACUCACUACUUCACCUUUGAUGGGCAGACCUUCAACUUCUCAGGUUCCUGUACUUACACCUUGGCCAAAGUCUGCAGCAGUGAUCCUGAGCUUGCACACUUUUCGGUGGUGGUGGAGAACGAGAGAUCAGGUGAAGGCAGAGUUGUGGCAAAGACCGUUGUCAUCACCGUGCAUGGUUAUGUCAUUCGUCUUGUGAAGGGGAUGACCUGGAAGGUUCUGGUGGAUGGAGAGACUCAUGCCCUGCCAGUGGUCAUAGAGAAAAGAGAGGUUUGGGUAAACCAAGAAGGGAAGAAUAUCGUGCUCCAGACAGAUUUUGGCCUCAAGGUCCUGUAUGAUUCCUCCCAUUAUGUCCUGCUGUCUGUUCCCAGCACGUAUCAAGGACACGUCUGUGGCCUGUGUGGCAACUUCAACGGUAACAGGGGUGACGAAUUUCAACUGCCUGAUCAGAGGAGUACAGAGAACGUGACAGAAUUUGGAGCAUCCUGGAAGGUGUCAAUCAAUAAUGCCGGUUGUUUGGAUGGCUGCAGGCAGCACUGCUCCUUGUGUGAUGCUGUUCAGACAAGGCCGUACCAGGCUGAGAACUCCUGUGGCUUGAUUCAAGCAGCAUCAGGCCCUUUUAGCGAGUGCCACUCCCUGGUGAAGCCCACUGAGUACUAUAAUCACUGCCUUUAUGACUUGUGUGCUGCCAAUGGGGCAAAGGAGAUCCUCUGCCAGAGCCUUCAGGCCUACGUAGCUGUGUGCCAAGCAGCUGGAGCCAAUGUCAAGGCUUGGAGGACAGCCUCCUUCUGCCCCCUUUCUUGCCCAGCCAACAGUCACUAUGAGCUGUGCACCAGAUCCUGCGACCUGACAUGUGCAGGCCUAUCUGCUCCCACCCUGUGCAGCAAGAAAUGCUUUGAAGGCUGCCAAUGCAAUGCCAGCUAUGUGUCUGAUGGAGAAACAUGUGUGCCGAUGGAAAGGUGUGGCUGUGUGCAUGACGGGCGCUACAUCAAGGCUGAAGAAAGCAUCAUCUCCAGGGAUUGCUCUGAAAAAUGCACCUGUCACGCCUCAGGCCGACUCGCCUGCGAAGAAAUGAGCUGCAAGAAAGGGGAGACGUGUGUGCUCAAGAAUGGUGCACGCGGCUGUGUGAAGCAGGAAGGGCAGUGUACUCUCACCGCAGGAGCUCAGCUCACCACCUUUGACGGUGUCUCAGGGGAAAUACUUUACCGUGGAGCCUAUGAGGUUGUCUCUCUCUGUGACACCGCAGCCCGCGCCUGGUUCCGGGUGGUGGUGGAUGUAAGGGACUGUGCUGAUGGGCAGGUCAUGGCUGGUGCUGCAGUCUAUGUCUUCUUCCGUGAGGCCUUUAUUGCCAUCAACAAGAACAAAGAGGCUUGGGUGAAUGGACAGCCAGUGCAACUCCCAGCCACUGUCUCUGAAGUUGUGUCUGUGAGCCUCUCCCAGGAUGUUGUUACAAUCAACCAUGGGACUGGUCUUCAGGUCCUCUUUGGCCUUAGAGGGGAAGUGACAGUGAAGGUUAAAGACAGCCUGGCAGGCAAGCUGUGUGCUUCCUGCGGAAACUUCAAUGGUGACAGCUCUGAUGACCUGAUACAACCCAAUGGGAAGGUGGUGGAGAGCAUCAUUGAAGUUAUUGAUGCUUGGAAGGCCAGAGACUUCAUUGGCUGUGAGGAAUAGCCUAAAGUGACCAUCAAGACAGGCUCCUGCAUGCUGCAUCAGUGAUCAUCACCCACAGCUGCUUCUCACAAUAUGGCCUUUGAGCAUGGAUACUUGCCAAGCCUGAACAAGCUGUAAAAACAAGGAUAUUGUAAAGUACA